Messenger RNA from Loxodonta africana (African savanna elephant), 1447 nucleotides. It is a transcript of the gene AUP1, whose product is annotated as AUP1 lipid droplet regulating VLDL assembly factor. Lineage: Eukaryota; Metazoa; Chordata; Mammalia; Proboscidea; Elephantidae. Gene Ontology annotation, cellular component: endoplasmic reticulum membrane. Gene Ontology annotation, molecular function: ubiquitin binding. The transcript has 12 exons. Bases 85 to 1317 code for a protein of 410 amino acids. The record is from RefSeq and is a predicted model, not a curated record.
CCCAAGGACUGCCUUCCCAGGAGCCCCUGCGGCGGGGCGCGAAGAUGGCGGCGACCGUGGCCGGGCACCGCUAAAGCAGCAGCGAUGGAACCUCCUCCAGCACCGGGGCCGGAGCGGCUCUUUGACUCGCACCGGCUCCCGAGUGACGGCUUCCUGCUCCUCGCGCUGCUGCUCUACGCGCCCGUCGGGUUCUGCCUCCUAGUCCUGCGCCUGUUUCUCGGGCUCCACGUCUUCCUGGUCAGCUGCGCGCUGCCAGACAGCAUCCUUCGCAGGUUCGUGGUGCGGACCAUGUGUGCGGUGCUGGGGCUCGUGGCCCGGCAGGACGACUCCAGACUCCGAGAUCACCGCGUCAGAGUCCUCAUUUCCAACCACGUGACACCUUUCGACCACAACAUAGUCAAUUUACUUACCAACUGUAGCACGCCUCUGCUCAACAGUUCUCCUAGCUUUGUGUGCUGGUCUCGGGGCUUCAUGGAGAUGGAAGGACGCGGGGAGUUGGUGGAGUCACUCAAGAGAUUCUGUGCUUCCAGGAGGCUUCCCCCAACCCCUCUGCUGCUGUUCCCUGAGGAGGAAGCCACCAAUGGCCGAGAGGGUCUCCUGCACUUCAGUUCCUGGCCAUUUUCUAUCCAGGAUGUCAUACAGCCUCUUACCCUGCGAGUCCGGAGACCCCUGGUCUCUGUGACGGUGUCAGAUGCCUCCUGGGUCUCAGAACUGCUGUGGUCACUUUUCGUCCCUUUCACGGUGUACCAAGUAAGGUGGCUCCAGCCUGUUCAUCGCCAGCUUGGGGAGGGGAAUGAGGAAUUUGCUCUCCGGGUACAACAGUUAAUGGCCAAGGAAUUGGGCCAGAGAGGUACACGGCUCACUCCAGCAGACAAAGCAGAGCACAUGAAGCGACAAAGACACCCCAGAUUACGUCCCUCAUCAGCCCAGUCUUCUUUUUCUUCCUCUCCUGGCCUUUCUCCUGAUGUGCAGUUGGCAACUCUGGCUCAGAGAGUCAAGGAGGUUUUGCCCCAUGUGCCACUGGGUGUCAUCCAAAGAGACUUGGCCAGGACCGGCUGUGUAGACUUGACCAUCACUAAUCUCCUUGAGGGGGCUGUAGCCUUCAUGCCUGAAGACAUCACUGAAGGGACUCAGUCCCUUCCCCCUGCCUCUUCCCCCAAGUUCCCCAGCUCUGGCCCGGUGACCCCUCAGCCCACAGCCCUAACAUUUGCCAAGUCCUCCUGGGCCCGGCAGGAGAGCCUGCAGGAGCGCAAGCAGGCACUUUACGAAUACGCGAGAAGGAGAUUCACAGAGAGACAGGCCCAGGAGGCUGACUGAGCUCAGAGGAGCAGGAUGGCACCCAGAGCCGCAGGACGGGGACUGGGGGCAGCCCUCACCCAAUUCACAACAGGCUGGAUGGGUGGGUGGUAUAAAGGGAGGGAUGGGGCUCCUCCAGUGUCACAUUAAA